UGCUGACUGCCGCCGCCAUUUUGGCGCUUCAUCUCCGUGGGUCAGUGACCUUUAACCCGGGCUCUGACGGUCCGGGCCGCGCCGCUGUUCCACGUAAUCUCUUGUGUUCGGAGAUGACUUGCUUCCAUUCUGGUUCGCUGGGAUCUGAGAUGGCUGAUAAAGCCAAUGCGUGAUCUGCUGACUCUACUACUGUAUUUGUGGGUCAGGUGUAGCUUGGAGGAUCAGUCAGAUGAAUGGUUUGGAGUUACUUUUACAUUCUGCCCACUGCUUUGACUUCACCUGUGCAUAUUUCUGCCAGAGUCGUUUUGUGUUUGGAAGCUUCCCAAAUGAACUUUCUCCCUUGUUGAUGGAACCAUUUGAUCUGUUCAGGCAUACUUUAAGGACAUCAUUAAAACCUUUCACUGAAGGUGGUGCCUGGAUGUUGUGAAUGUUGGCUCUGGAGAAGACCUUGCUUCUGGACUAACUUUAUUGAACUAGAUUUGGAGGGUAUUUUGCAGGUUAUGCCAACCCUGACUCAUUGGUGUGAGUCCAGAGAUUACUGCUGUCUGGUGAAGUCUUGGGUUUGUGAUCUUGGUACUUUAGUCUUUUUAUCCUGAGUCACCCAAUGGCUGAGCUGGUAUGUUGGGCAGCACUAAUGAAUUUCUAUAUCAGUGUUUGCUUUCAUCAAGAGAGAGCUUGUAACAUAUGGAGAAUCCAACUUGAAUUCAAUUGAUGGGACACAGCAUGCAUGAAUGCCACGUAGAACAGAAACUUUACUUUCUAGGUGUUGUUAAUGAAACACCCAUUUUCUCUCUCGUUUUCUGAGUGAGUGGAAUUACAAAUGUCUUCUGAAUACAGAAGCUCAAUGACUGAAUUUGUUUUAGAAUUGAAGGUGACAUAGGUUGAAUAGCCAAGUCUUGGAUGAAUUAAUGGAAUGAAGAAGCAGGAUCACAUCAAGCUUUAAAAAUGUAUCCAAAGACUGCUCAAUGUUUUUCUUUAUCUUCACCCAGUUGAUCAUCCAGUUGACUUUGGUAUGCAGUCUUUGUGAAGUUUUUCCUUGCUUCCUACAUCAGUUGUCAAACUGUUGACAAAAUUCAAGGGAUGGUAUUUCAUCACAUUUUUCAUUUUCAGCGUAUUGAAUCUCCAGCUGCAUUAGGACCUCAAAGGACUUCAAAAUGGCCUCUCUGCCUCCUGCUAUAAAGUUGAAAAGCUACCUGAAUUGGGGUUCCGAAAUUAAUCAGAGGAUUGCAGAGUUGGGCUUGUGAAGUUACCAGGGCAAAAGGCCAAUGGAGACUCCAGGCAGUUUUGAUCAGCUGACAAACUGCCUGAAACCAGUGGACCUUUUAAAUGGCAUGUGUUCUAAUGGAGGAUCUGGAAUCUACAUCCAAACAAGAGAGCAUUGCAGCUCGAAAAGACAGAGAAGAAGGGCUCAAAAUUUCACUGAUAAUGACCUUCAAACGCUUCUGAAUGAAAUGCAGCCAAGAAGGGACAGAUUACUUGGUGUGCAUGGCAGGAAACCUCAAAAGCCUAUUUCACGUGCUAUGUGGAGGGAAGUGGCAAUGGCACUGAAUGCGACCUCUCUCACCUCCAGGACUGCAGACCAGUGCCGGAAGAAGUUCAAUGAUCUGACAAGAGCAGGCAAGGAGAAGCUAAUGCACAAUGCCCGCGAAAGGCAGGAGUGCAGAGGGGGCAUUCCCAACAUUAAGGAGCUCACCCCCUAUGAGGAACAGGCCGUGCAGCUGCUGGGCAGGCAGUGUGGUCUUGCCGUGGUGGCAGAUGGAGAAAUCGGUGUAACAGUACAGACUCCAGAGCCAUCACAGCAGUGGGGGUUAGAGGAUGAUGAUGACGAUGAUGAUGAUGAUGAAGAAGAGGAGAAGCUAUGCUUCCUCGUUAAUUAUGAUGAUGAGGAAUUGGAUGAUGAGAACAAGCCAGAUCGUGAGUCCCUGCAGCUUGAUGCAGCUCCAUUUUCCACUGUCCCCAUACCCUCAAUUUCACCCCCUGCAUCCCUGGCCUUCUCACUCCCUCAGUCCAGCUCUGAUAUGGUCACCAGGGCACGGUGUCAGGGAAUCGGAUGA
Molecule: messenger RNA, 2054 nt
Organism: Hemiscyllium ocellatum (epaulette shark)
Lineage: Eukaryota; Metazoa; Chordata; Chondrichthyes; Orectolobiformes; Hemiscylliidae
Exons: 7
Coding region: 1266-2054 (262 amino acids)
Cellular component (GO): nucleus
Source: RefSeq, a predicted model, not a curated record